AUGGCGCUGCUGGAGGUGUGCGGAGCCCCCGGAGCGCGGCCCGGCGCCUGGGAGCUCCCCCUCUCGGGAGGCCGGCCCGGCUCGGACCCGGGACACUACAGUUUCUCCGCGCGGUCUCCGGAGCUCGCCGUCCCGCGGGGAAUGCAGCCCCCCGAGUUCCUGCAGGCCCUGCGCGGGGACCGGGAGAAUGGCGUUCAGAUUGAGAUGGCGCACGGCACCACCACACUGGCCUUCAAGUUCCAGCACGGAGUGAUCGUGGCCGUGGAUUCCCGGGCCUCGGCGGGGAGUUACAUCGCCACCUUAAAGGUGAACAAGGUGAUUGAGAUCAACCCUUACCUGCUUGGCACCAUGUCGGGCUGUGCGGCCGACUGUCAGUACUGGGAGCGUCUGCUGGCCAAGGAGUGCAGACUGUACUACCUGCGGAACGGGGAGCGCAUCUCCGUGUCAGCAGCCUCCAAACUGCUCUCCAACAUGAUGUGCCAGUACCGGGGCAUGGGCCUCUCCAUGGGCAGCAUGAUCUGCGGCUGGGACAAGAAGGGCCCUGGACUCUACUAUGUGGAUGAGAAUGGGACCCGGCUCUCAGGAAGCAUGUUCUCAACGGGCAGCGGGAACUCCUACGCCUACGGGGUCAUGGACAGUGGCUACCGGCCGGACCUCAGCCCGGAAGAGGCCUAUGACCUGGGCCGCAGGGCUAUUGUUCACGCCACCCACCGAGACAGCUAUUCUGGAGGCGUCGUCAAUAUGUACCACAUGAAGGAAGACGGCUGGGUGAAAGUGGAGAGCACAGACGUCAGCGACCUGAUGCACCAGUACCAGGAGGCCAAGCAGUGA
This is a messenger RNA of Pipistrellus nathusii (Nathusius's pipistrelle), 831 nucleotides long. NCBI's taxonomy places the organism in Eukaryota, Metazoa, Chordata, Mammalia, Chiroptera, Vespertilionidae. The record is from the annotation of a GenBank genome assembly.